This is a messenger RNA of Asterias rubens (European starfish), 3489 nucleotides long. Its product is annotated as apoptosis-inducing factor 1, mitochondrial-like. Gene Ontology annotation, molecular function: protein dimerization activity; NAD(P)H oxidase H2O2-forming activity; FAD binding. Bases 123 to 2003 code for a protein of 626 amino acids. Gene Ontology annotation, biological process: apoptotic process; mitochondrial respiratory chain complex assembly. The transcript is spliced from 17 exons. Gene Ontology annotation, cellular component: mitochondrion; cytoplasm. The record is from RefSeq and is a predicted model, not a curated record. NCBI's taxonomy places the organism in Eukaryota, Metazoa, Echinodermata, Asteroidea, Forcipulatida, Asteriidae.
UGUGACCGGUGUUUUCCGUAAAGGUUUGACUCGACACCGGCUGCUUCGCUCUGAAACCAAACCAAGUCGUCAGUCAGGACCAUCACUACCGAACUAAACGGACUCUUUUAAACCGGAAAACAAUGUAUAAAUGCAGAUCAAUUUGGCAGGGGUGUACGCCUUUGAAGAGGACAUUCUCGUCGGCUUUGAAGAAGAAGCAGCUAAAUGAUGCUUUAUUCCCAAGAGGUAAGAGGUUGUCACAGCCUGGACCCCUGAGGUUUAUGGCAACAGAGUCCGUUGAAGGAGUCGGCAAGUAUGGAAACCUCUGGAUGAUUGGUGGAGUUGUUGGAUUCAUUGGCAUCACAGCAUUUGUGUACAAGAUGGAUCUGAUCACACUUGGUCUUCAGCCAGAGCGAAAUUUGGCUGCUGACGUAGCACCAACUACCCCUGCUAAAGUUGAAAGCAGCCCUGCUGCUACAGAAAGCAAAGAACGUGGAGUGGCUGCCACAGAAACAGCUGAUGAGGCUGACUCAGGCUCUCCGGCAGUACCUGCCCCAGCAGUCUUCCCAGAGCAUGUCCCGUAUGUCAUCGUCGGAGCUGGUACGUCAGCAUUUGCAGCAUUUAGAGCUAUAAGAUCAAGCGACCCUAAGGCAAAGGUGUUGGUGAUAGGUCAGGAGGAUUACACACCAUACAUGAGGCCACCACUCUCUAAAGAAUUGUGGUUUAGUGAAGACAAGGAAGCCAUCGCUAAUCUCAGAUUCACACAGUGGAAUGGCAAAGAGAGAAGUAUUCUUUUUGAGCCGGAGUCUUUCUACUGCAAUCCAACAGACCUCAUGGGACGAGAGAAUGGAGGUGUGGCCAUCUUAAAGGGAGCAAAGGUUGUUUCACUGGAUGUUCAUGAGAAGGCACUAACCCUGGCCGAUGGUAAGACCAUCAAAUACGACAAGUGCCUCCUGGCUACAGGUGGUACACCAAGAAAUCUUCCAGCAAUCCGGAAAGCAGGAGAGGAGGUUGAAAAAAGAACAACAUUAUUUAGAACUAUAAAAGACUUUAAGAGUCUAGAUGAGAUUACACAGACGGCCAAGAACAUUGUUAUUAUCGGGGGUGGUUUCCUAGGCAGUGAGCUGGCCUGUGCACUUGGAAGGCGAGGCAAAGAAACAGGUUUGAAAGUCACACAAGUCUUCCCUGAAAAAGGAAACAUGGGAAGAGUUCUACCAGAAUAUCUCAGUAAAUGGACAAAGAAGAAGGUUAAAAACGAGGGAGUAGAGGUAGUUCCUGGGGCCUUCUUGAAGUCUGCUGGUUUUGAUAAAGCCAAUGAGCAGGUCACCAUCAAGCUUAGCAACGGUAGAAAGUUGAACGCAGAUCACAUAGUGGUAGCCGUUGGUCUUCAGCCUAAUGUUGACCUUGCAAAAUCUUCAGGUCUUGAGAUUGAUGAUGACUUAGGCGGGUACCGAGUCAAUGCUGAGCUGGAGGCCAGGAGUGGGGUCUUUGUGGCUGGUGAUGCUGCUUGUUUCUAUGAUAUCAAGCUGGGUAGAAGGCGAGUAGAGCACCAUGAUCAUGCUGUAGUCAGUGGUAGACUCGCUGGAGAAAACAUGACAGGAGCCAAGAAACCAUACUGGCAUCAAUCCAUGUUCUGGAGUGAUCUAGGUCCUGAGGUUGGGUAUGAAGCAAUAGGGAUUGUUGAUUCCAGUCUACCUACGGUUGGUGUAUUCGCUAAAGCCACGCCCAAAGACACGCCCAAAGCCGUCGUUGAACAAACCGGAGAGGGCAUUAGAUCAGAGACUGAGAGUGUAGCUGAUGUGACAGUCCCAGAUGUGACCCCUGCAGUAGCAGCACCUGUUGCAGCAGAGGAUUAUGGGAAGGGUGUGGUAUUCUACCUUAAAAAUGACUUGGUGGUCGGUAUUGUCUUAUGGAAUGUCUUCAACAAAAUGCCCAUUGCAAGAAAGGUUAUCAAAGAAGGAAAAGAAUACAGUGACCUCAGUGACCUCGCUAAAUUAUUCAACAUUCACGGGACGCAAGAAUGAAACAGCCUUUUCUAGUCUAGCUAUUAAAUUGUAUUAAUACAAAUAUAGAUAAAGAUUUUUAUUAUAAAUGCAUCUUCUGUGAAAAGAAUGACAGUCGCUAAUUAUCUUUUGGCUUACUUUAGAGGGAGGGUAUUACCUGUUGUAAUUACACCAAAAAUUAAUAACCGUCAAGCCUUACUUGGUAAAAAGCACUGCAGCUGUUGGUAGUGUAUAACAUUUUGAGAAACAAUUCCCUUCUGAGGAAUGUGGUUUGAAAAAGAUUGAUUCAAAAACAUUUCAAUUUCUCAGAUUGUGUAUUCCAAUUACGGUUUAUUCUUACUGUGUGGAAAUAACCGCUCCAGAUUUUCGGCAUUAUCUCAAACCCCACCAACUUUUGAAAUUAAAAUAUCCAAAGGUUAGUUGUAUUGUGCAUAAUGUCCCAUUUGGAUAGUAUUAAAGAACGGAAGGGUUCCAAAAACCGAAGGUAUACUUUGCACACAAGAAUACAGUCUUAUGUUGAUAAAAAUGUUUCACUUGGAAAUUUCUAAAGAGAGUUGAUGUCCUUAUUCACUCAAGGUGUUUUUCCACAACAUUUUCUUAAUUGGCUUACGGAGCACUUUUGGAACGCCCUCAAGGCUUUAGGCAGUUUUUCCACAGCAUUUUCCUAAUUGCCUUACGGAGCACUUUUGGAGCGCCCUCAAGUUUAACUUUAUGCAGUUUUUCCACAACAUUUUCUUAAUUGGCUUAUGGAGCACUUUUGGAGCGCCCUCAAGUUUAACUUUAGGCAGUUUUUCCACAACAUUUUCUUAAUUGGCUUAUGGAGCACUGUUGGAGCGCCCUCAAGUUUAACUUUAUGCAGUUUUUUAGACGGCUGACUUGUUUAUCCACAAAAGAAAAUCCCCAAUCCUGCUGUGAUUUGUUUUUCUUUUACAAAGGGGGUUAGAAGAGACUGAAAAUAACCUUCGAUUUGACGAAGGCUAUUGUGUAUACCUGGAUUCCAGACCUUUGUACAAAUGUGGCAUACAUGAAAGGACAGGCUGCCACUAUUGUUUAUCAUUGUAUUUGGCUCAAUUGGAGAAAAGUCUGAGCGUGUUGACAUCCAGCAUACCAUGGCAGAUUAUUGGCCAUGGGUUACAGACGAGGUUUUGCGAUUCACUGUGAACACAUACUCACAUUUACUCACACUUGCCACGCGAGGGUUUCAUUGUACCAACGAUAUUUUAAACCAUGCCCUGAACCAUGAAUGAUUAUUUGUGAAUAUUUACCUGAAGUGGUAAGAGACACCAACCUUCAUGACAUCUAUAAUUCAAUUGUGAUCAGUAUUUGUUAUUAUAGCCUUGUGCACCGGUAUAUCCUACAAAGUCCUGAUGCGGAUUGUGGGGGAUUAGGGUCUGUUAAAGUCACAUGGACACUUUCGAAACAGAAGAAAUAUAUAAAAGUUCACAGAUUUACAACCAACUUACAGGGUUUACAGAAGGUAAUGGUGAAAGACUUCUCUUGAAAUAUU